CCUGUGUGUGGCAUUUAUGAGCUGUUUAAUUGUCGUUAAGCGAUGGAUGAUCUAAUCCCUCAGUCAAGUGCUGAUAUUUCCGGUUAGCAGCUUUAAUCAGUGCGCGGACAAAACAAUGCAACUUCUCCCCAUUCCCAUUCUCCCAUACUCGCGUUCUUCCAUGGUACCAAGGUUCAUGCGAGACUCGUGCGGAAAACCAUGUGAACUGUGGCAGGCAACAGUAGCUGCCGCAGCAGUAGUGCUUUUAUGGACUCUACGAACAGCAAUCAAUCAAUUAAAGUAGGGGGCCAACAAUCGAUCUUACAAUUACCUCGCAUUAAGAUUGAUAAUACGUGUAGUUCCCAAGCUGCCGGCCGGAGGAUUGCGUGACUUUCUUGAAUUUCGAAUCCAAUUGAGCGACUUAAUUUCCUGGGAGGACUCUGAACUGUGACCUGUGGCUGCACUGGUGCGCUGGCAUAUUGCUGGUGCAUGCACCUCUGCCACUGUCUCUGUCUCUGCCUGGAAGUUGCCAUGUUCCAUGCACCCUCAUGAUGCACCCCCAGGGGCUGCCAUUCUCUUUCUUUAUUUCUUUAUUUCUUUAUUCUUCGAAUGCGAUUGCAAGUGCAAGUAUCGCGUGCAUUUCGCAAGCCAAAGACCAAGCAAAGGCGUUCCCACCACCUCCCUGCGCCCCCGUUCACCCAGGCACAGAAACUGCUUCGUUCUUCGUUCAGUUUUCAGCUGCUCGCUCGCUCGUUUCGUUGGGUUCGUUCACUCGAAUCGUCGCCUCACGAGUGAGUGCAAGCGAGUGCAUGCGCACCUAAAAUGUACCCAACUUUGGGUGCACGAGCACCGAGAUAUUCGCGGGAAACCAUUCGCAUGGAUACACAACCGCAGACACAGCUACAGCUACAGCUACAGAUACAAAUACAGCUGAAGUUGCUUCGGCUUCGGAAAUGGGCGGAUGGGAAAUGCGGAAUAGGAGAGGGCGGCAAGCAGGGGGAGGGUCUUCAUAUUUAUCGUACUUCGAAAGAGGCCAAACAACCAAGAAAAGAUAGAUUCAAAGGCGAGCUGUAGAUACUCUUGCCACAUGACAGCUUUAUCCAAUUUCCAAUGUUUUCUUCGGACAAGAUCGGCAAAAACAAGAAAAGGUGUUCUUCAGGGGAUCUAAGCUGGCAGAUACACACACAUACAUAUGUAUAUGGUAAUCCGAUCGUAUCUAUUGAGAAUCAAAUAUUCAGUAGUCUUUUGGGAUCCAUAGAACAACAGGAAAUAGCCCUUAGAAGCGGUGCUUGAGUCGAGAUGUAAAUUGUGCCUGGUUUGUGGGUUUCGUCAUACAUUUUCUGCGUCAUGCACACGCAAUGUAUAUGGUUUAUUGGUAUAGGAUAGGUCUCGAGUUUCAAGCAGUCUACUGUGUGCUCAGGCGCCAAUCGCUGCGAGUUUUGUUACUGGAGUCUGGCAAACGAUCACCAACUGCUUCCACGGGCUUUUCCAUUGAAGCAUUCGUUGUGCUGCUUCAUAUGGAAACAAUGGGAGCAAUGAAAGCAAUAUACCCCUGAGCUGGCAAGUGUAUUGACCAUUCGCCAAAGCACGGAGUAUAGAGCCCCAUCGUAACGUUGAUGACGAUGAAAUUGUUUAUUAUUUAUUGGUAGUGGUAGCUGUCCCCGUGUAUCCGUAUCUGUGGCUGUGUUCGCUCGCUCGGCUGUGUCUGUAUCUUUACUCAGUUAGCAGAGAGAGCGGCCUCGCAUGGCUCACAGCCAAACAGCUGAUUGGGAAACCCCUCCCGCCCGUGCCGAUCCACCAAUUUCCAUUUAAAUUUUAAUGCCUGAACCGACUCGAAUCCGCUUACGGCAACGAAAUUAGAGACAAAUUGCUGGGAUGCCAUUCCCCGAACUAUGUGCCCCGCGCAACCCGAUGGAUUGCCGCGGACGUCGCCGUGCGUGCGUAUCUGUGAGAUACGUCUAUUGUUCUUUGUACUCGUUCCGCAGCUGCUGAGGUGAUAAGCAGCUAUUUCCAGAUACAGAUACAAAUAUUUUGUGCACCUUUCGCACUCGUCUCUGGGAGAAUGUAUCUCUCUGUUGUUGGCGGGAUCCUACUCCAACCGAAUCCAAUCAAUCAAUCCAUCAAUCAGCCCCCCGUUUGGCUAAACGAAUUUGCACCCGAAAGAUAUGUAAUGUUAAUUGGCAUUGGCCCCCGCGCUGCACUCGGAUCGAAUGGCCAUCGGCCGUCGGCCCAUCAGCCCCACACUAAUGAAAACGCACUCGGCUCGGAGACCACUGCCCUCUCCCCUGCCCUCGUCCGAGCUGUGGGGAUGGUUUCAUGAAUGAAACCCACGCGAGAGGCGAACUCUGGCCUUUGCAGCGUCGGUUGUGGGGGCUUUCCAUUUCCCCUUGUGGCUUGCCGCCAAAUGCUGCUGAUUGAUCGAUUGACUGCCCCCAUUCAGGUCGUUAGGGAAGGUGCCACAUCAUGUGCCACUAAACGAGGCACAUAUCUAAGGGUCUACGGGCAGAGAAAGGGAACAAAAGAGAGAGACAUGAACAUGGAAAUGACACUGACGCGCUGCAGCAGCGCGGAUAGCGGCGGUGGCAUACAGAACUCCAGCUUUGAGGCGAAGCCGGAGGAACGUCGAAGGUCCGCCCACUUGGGGGCGUUCGAGGAGAUGCAGCGGCAGCGUUCCAUGUCCUUUGUGCAGACGAAACUCACGAAAAACGGCAGCUGCGUAAGCGCCCUGCAGCGGGUCGAGGACGGAGCUCCCUGCUGGCUUAAGUCGCAGAACAACCUGUGCAAUGGCGUGGGCGUGGCACUGGCCCCCAAGGUAAUGAACAACGGCAGCAGCAGCUCCAACGACCAGAAGAAGGGCACCAUCUCGCUCUCCCACCUGCCCCAGCGGCCUCCCGUGGACAUUGAGUUCUGUGAUAUAUCCUACUCGGUGGCCGUCGGCCAUAGGCGCGGCUGCAAGACCAUCCUGAAGAGCGUCUCGGGAAAGUUCCGCAAUGGAGAGAUCACGGCGAUCAUGGGUCCCUCGGGGGCAGGGAAAAGCACGCUGAUGAAUAUCCUGGCGGGCUACAAGACUGCCCAACUCUCCGGAUCGGUGCUGAUCAACAGCAAGGAGAGGAACCUCCGCAGAUUCCGCAAGCUCUCCUGCUACAUCAUGCAGGACGAUGUCCUGAUCGCCAAUCUGACGGUGGGCGAGGCCAUGAUGGUGGCCGCAAAUCUCAAGCUCGGGAAGCACAUGAUAUCCUACGCCAAGCGGGUGGUCGUGGAGGAGAUCCUCGAGACCAUCGGCCUCAAGGAGUCGGUGCAUACGCUCACCUGCAACCUGUCGGGGGGGCAGAGGAAGCGGCUUUCCAUCGCUCUGGAGCUCGUCAACAAUCCCCCGGUGAUGUUCUUCGACGAACCCACCUCCGGGCUGGACAGCUCCACCUGCUUCCAGCUGAUCUCGCUGCUCCGAUCGCUGGCCCGCGGCGGGCGCACUAUCGUCUGCACCAUCCACCAGCCGUCGGCGCGUCUCUUUGAGAAGUUCGACCAUCUGUACCUGCUGGCCCAGGGGCAGUGCGUCUACGAGGGCCGUGUGCGGGGCCUGGUGCCGUAUCUGUCCUCCCUCGGGUUCGAGUGCCCCUCGUACCACAAUCCCGCGGACUACGUCCUGGAGGUGGCCUCCGGGGAGUACGGGGAUGCGGUGCCGAAGCUCGUGCAGGCCGUCAAGGGCGGGGCAUGCAAGAAGUACGCCCACAAGGACUACUGCCUCACGCUCCUGCCCACCAAGGCCGCGGAGAGUGCCACCCUCCACCUGGAGGAUGAGAAGCCCCCCCUCCUCUCAGGAGAUUCUAAUCCUUUGGAUGCGGAAGCCGAGGCCGAAGAAGAUGCGGAUCUGAAACCACCGAAGCUGGAGGCGCAACAGUCGCAGAACUCGGACUGCAGCGCCGUCAUUCUUAUGCCCCAAUCCAACGACGACAGCUGCAGCUUCAGCUCCUCCAAGGGCGGCGGCGCCCACAAUGCAGUCGGUGGGCCGCCCAGUGGCGGCGUCGUCGGAUGCAUGACCUCGCUCCUGGACUCGCACGAAAGCGUGGUGACUCUCCCGAACAAGACGGGGUUCCCCACCAGCGGCUGGACGCAGUUCUGGAUCCUCCUGAAGCGCUCCUUCCGCACCAUCCUACGAGACAGAAUGCUGACGCACAUGCGCCUCUUCUCGCACGUGAUUGUGGGGGCCAUAAUCGGGAUGAUCUACUACGAUGUGGGGAACGAGGCCUCCAAGAUCAUGAGCAAUGCUGGCUGCAUCUUCUUCGUGUCUCUGUUUACCACCUUCACGGCCAUGAUGCCCACCAUUUUGACAUUUCCCACUGAAAUGUCCGUGUUCGUGCGGGAGCAUCUCAACUAUUGGUACUCUCUCAAGGCGUUCUACUUUGCCAAGACGAUAGCGGACAUGCCCUUCCAGAUAGUCUUUUCAAGCGUCUAUGUCCUGGUGGUGUACUACCUGACAUCCCAGCCGAUGGAGUGGAACCGCGUCUCCAUGUUCGUCCUCAUCCAGGUGCUCAAUUCCCUCGUGGCCCAGUCGCUGGGGCUGCUCAUCGGCGCCGGGAUGAACAUCGAGACGGGGGUGUUCCUCGGGCCCGUCACCACCAUCCCCACGAUACUGUUCUCCGGGUUCUUCGUCAACUUCGACACCAUCCCGGGCUACCUGCAGUGGGUCACAUACGUCAGUUAUGUGCGCUACGGAUUUGAGGGCGCCAUGGUGGCCAUCUAUGGCAUGGAUCGCGCCAAGCUGCAGUGCAACCAAAUGUACUGCCAUUACCGAGUGCCCAAGAAGUUCCUCGAGGAGAUGUCCAUGGACAAUGCCCACUUCUGGGUGGAUGCCGUGGCCCUGACGGGGAUAUUCUUUGCCCUCCGCAUCAUCGCAUACUUCGUGCUGCGGUGGAAGCUGCACAUGAUCCGCUAAGCGGAUCUGUACCUGAGGCCCGUAUCUCUAGUUCAUCUGUUAGAUACCAACUAUUGCCGAGCCCAGGAGUGUAUGUAAAAAGGCGUAAAGUGAUCAGGGAUCAUUGUAGAUAUUCAAUUUCUCUCCUCCCUUCAGGCUUUGUACGUUUAUACACCACACACAUACACAACCACACACUCACACAGACAGAUACAUAGAUAGAUACAUUUACCGCCAGAGGGUAUUAUACAAAUACAACUACAACUACAACACGGUUCUAAUUAUAUAUCUAUAGAUGAGACACCCGAUAGAUACAUAGAUAGUGUAGCUGUAGCUCUGUUCUGCAUACCAAAACAUUCAGAACUACACAGAAAGGAAAACAAAACGGAAUUUAAAUUUACAUAGAGACAUAGGCGUAGAUAUAGAUACUAUAUUCUACAUACCGAUCUAUAUAUAGGCUUGCCCACGUAGUGGUUCCCCCGUACACGUACUCGUACAAGUACACGUGCACGGACACCCUCUCCUCCUGCAUUGAAAGCAGAAUAUUCUUGUGACCAAAAGCUGAAAAGAGUCUGAACAUAAGUGUAGAUUGAAAAACACACCUCUUGUAGAAA
Molecule: messenger RNA, 5505 nt
Organism: Drosophila miranda
Lineage: Eukaryota; Metazoa; Arthropoda; Insecta; Diptera; Drosophilidae
Gene: Atet
Product: ATP-binding cassette sub-family G member 4
Exons: 6
Coding region: 2300-4912 (870 amino acids)
Cellular component (GO): plasma membrane
Molecular function (GO): ATP binding; ATP hydrolysis activity; ABC-type transporter activity
Source: RefSeq, a predicted model, not a curated record